CCUAUCCCUUAUAAAAGCGAAAACUCGGCCUGGGAUUAAUUGUACCUGUAUAUUUUUAGAUGAUGGAGCAUUCAAGAAUCACACUAAUGGGUCUGGGAAACUAUGUCAGCGAGCUUGAGGAGGACCAGGAUGACUGCAGCGAGCUUGAGGAGGACGAGGAGGACCAGGAUGACUGCAGUGAUGACUGUUUUGAGACAGAUAUUUCAGACGCGAGUGACGACGAGGACACAGAAGACGGAGGAGGAGGAGGAGACAAGCUGGUGGAUGGUAUGGCUCCAACUCCGAAACGAAGGAAGCUGGCAAGACAGGAUGGAUUACGAAAAGCUAAGUCCACUGAGAAAUAUCCCGAGUUCAAGGGUGUAGUUGGUGCUGCAGAUAAAGUUGACCCCUGUAACACUGCGUUCAUAGACUUUGUGAAACUAUUGUGGCCAGAUAGCUGUGUGAGCACAUAGCCGAGCAAACAAACCCGUAUGCCACACAGUGUGGAGCUAAAAGUUGGAAGGGUACUCAUAGAGACGAGAUCUGGGUAUUUAUUGGCAUAAUACUGGAGAUGGGUAUUCAUAGGCUCCCCGAGUAUACUGACUACUGGUCCACAGAUCGGCUCUUAGGAGUACAGGCUGUUAAGGACACCAUGCCUUUCAAUAGAUUUAAAUCCUUGCGGCGCUAUCUCCAUUGUGACGACAAUACAUGCAUAGUUGAUAGCAAAAAGAUAACAAGCAAGAUACAUAUAGUUUUGGAAACGCUCAGUACAAACUACUUGGCCAAAUAUCAUCCUAGCCAAGAGCUUUCCGUAGAUGAAAUGAUGAUUAAGUACAAGGGUAGAAAAGGGGGUAAAAUUCAUAUGCCCAGAAAGCCUGUAAAGCUAGGUUUCAAGGUGUGGUGCUGCUCUUGUUCUUGUUGUGGGUAUCUAUGUACGUUUGAUGUGUAUAGUGGUCUCAACCUUGGUAAUCCUCCCUCACAGGACAUCCGUGUGAGUGUCAGCAGAGUGGGACUGAGCAGAGGUAGAUGUCAAAUAUGUGUACAAGACAGGAUACCCAGCAAGGAGCAAAAGCACACAGCAAUGGCUUGCCCCAACUGUACCAUCAGGAUCUGCCAUGAACAUGCUAUUAUUGGACAUAGAUGUAGUAAACUAGACUAGGUGUGAACGUGCUAAUAAAUAUUAAUUGUGUACAUGUCGUUUUCAAGUGUUUUUUCUCUCAUUAUUUUGCAACUAAACAUGAAAUAUUACUAAGCUACAA
Halichondria panicea is the source of this 1238-nucleotide messenger RNA. RefSeq lists its product as uncharacterized. The record is from RefSeq and is a predicted model, not a curated record. The transcript has 2 exons. Lineage: Eukaryota; Metazoa; Porifera; Demospongiae; Suberitida; Halichondriidae. The coding region runs from base 60 to 452 and encodes 130 amino acids.